Messenger RNA from Penicillium diatomitis, 231 nucleotides. RefSeq lists its product as uncharacterized. The coding region runs from base 1 to 231 and encodes 76 amino acids. The record is from RefSeq and is a predicted model, not a curated record. The transcript has 2 exons. NCBI's taxonomy places the organism in Eukaryota, Fungi, Ascomycota, Eurotiomycetes, Eurotiales, Aspergillaceae.
AUGCCGCAGAAGGGCAAAUCCAAUAAUGCCAAGGCGCAAAGCCACACCAAGCACCUGCGCCAUCUAUUCUUGUCUCUUGUCUCUCCGAGUCCCGAUUUACCUGAGACGGCGCCCGCCACAAUCGAACUUCUCCCGGACAAGUUCGAGUUCAUCAAAUAUGAGACCUCGUCUCACACCUCCCCCCACAAAGCAGGCAACCAGAUGUUCAUGGUCAUGGUCACCAACAUCUGA